Messenger RNA from Cotesia glomerata, 672 nucleotides. RefSeq names its product phosphatidylinositol N-acetylglucosaminyltransferase subunit Y. The transcript is spliced from 2 exons. NCBI's taxonomy places the organism in Eukaryota, Metazoa, Arthropoda, Insecta, Hymenoptera, Braconidae. The record is from RefSeq and is a predicted model, not a curated record. The coding region runs from base 528 to 641 and encodes 37 amino acids.
UUGGUCGACCAAAACAUCCAAAAAAAGAUAUCGAAAGGCGAAUGGCGUCGAACAAUUAUCGACAAUGCGUAGAAAUUGCGAAUCACGUGUGACUAUAAAGACGAUUUACUUUGACGAAAGUCGAGAUUACUCAGUUCUCACAUUACACCAUUUAUUUAUAUAAUAUAAUACAAUAUACUGUAAGAUUAUUAUUUAUCGAGUAAAUAAAAUCAAGUAAAUCGGAGCAACUGUUUAUUGAUAAUAGCUGAUCAGAAAAUUCUGUUGAUAUUUAGAAAUAAAUAGCGAGAGUUAAUAAUUGUUGGACCACACGUAAGAACUUUUUACCGUACCACUCUUAACUUUUCAACUGUGGUACAGUUUCGCAAAAAAAUUCUAAGGAUCUGGUUUAUUGGAUUGGAGAUUAGAAAGAGAUAGCUGUUCUAGUUGUAUGUCGUUGGCUCUUUGUACGCAUGUAGACAUGUGUGAGUCUUCAAGGUGAUUCACUACCAAAAAUAGUAUGGAUAAUUAUUGCUGAUAAAUAAUUAAAGAUGUUCAUUUCAAAUUACGAAUAUUAUUUUCUCCUGCUAAUUGUCAUUAUUCCAGUCUACUUAUUUUUCCGUCUUUGGUCCUGGAUCGGAUGGGAAUUGUUUGUCAAUAAUUAGUUUAUUAAAAUAUAUAAAUUUAUUUACUGAA